Messenger RNA from Capsella rubella, 1102 nucleotides. Its product is annotated as glycine-rich RNA-binding protein RZ1B. The coding region runs from base 101 to 964 and encodes 287 amino acids. The record is from RefSeq and is a predicted model, not a curated record. Gene Ontology annotation, molecular function: RNA binding; zinc ion binding. Lineage: Eukaryota; Viridiplantae; Streptophyta; Magnoliopsida; Brassicales; Brassicaceae. The transcript has 4 exons.
GCGGUGAGUAAUUAGGGUUUAUCAAAGCAAAAUUUAUAGGGUUUCGUUGUUAUUGCUUCGGAUUCCAGCAAGUUUCUUGACUCUAUUUGAGGGUUUCACGAUGAAAAAUAGAGAAAACGAUGGGAAUCUUGAGAGCAGAAUCUUCGUGGGAGGAUUGUCUUGGGAUGUCACUGAGAGACAGCUUGAGAGUACUUUUGAGCGCUACGGGAAAAUCACCGAGUGUCAGAUUAUGGUGGGGAAAGAUACUGGCCGUCCACGUGGUUUUGGGUUUAUUACAUUCACUGAUCGCCGAGGAGCUGAUGAUGCAAUUAAGCACAUGCAUGGGAGGGAGUUGGGUGAUAGGGUCAUCUCGGUGAACAAGGCUGAGCCCAAAAUUGGAGAUGAUGUAGACCCUUCUCAUAAAUCCAGAGGGAAGGGAAGUGAAGAUGUGUGCUUUAAGUGUGGACGCCCUGGUCAUUGGGCUCGAGAAUGCACAUCAACUGGUGGUGAUCGAGGACGGUUCCGAGAUCCUCUUCCGAUACGAUCUAGACUUGGAGGAGUUGAUGGGCAUCGAGAUCGCUAUGGAGAUCGUGAACUGGAGCGGGAGCGUGACCGUGAGCGUGACCGUGACCGCUACAUGGAUGCACGUCGUGAGCGUGAUGGGGGACGAUAUAGCUAUAGGGACCGCUUUGAGGGUGGAGACAAGUAUGAACCUCGUGAUCACUAUCCAAUGGAGAGAUACCCACCACCUGGAGACCGUUUGGUGAUUGAUAGGUAUGGGAUGCCUGAACAUCGGUAUGUUGAGAAUGAAUAUCGCGGGAGAGAGAGAAGCUAUGACAGGGACAGAUACCCAAGGGAUACCGGUGAUAGGUACGUUGAUAUGGGACCAUUACGCGAUGAGGGAAGACCAUAUAGAAGCAGACCUGGUCCUUAUGACCGUCCUAGCCGAGCUGGAGGCCGAUCUUCAUCAUAUGAACGUUGGUAGUUUGUUGGGGUUUUAGCAGAUGCAAUGCUUCUGUUAUUUUAUUUAGGUCUUAUAUCAGAUAGAACUCAAAUUCUACUAUGCUUUAUUUUGUGGAAUACUAUGAUUCUUCAUCACUCUGAAUAGUUUUGUGUUCAAUGA